ACUUCCAUGGACGGCGACAUAGAUGAGUAUAUUUCACCUAACAUCGCCACAAAGAAGUGAAGAAAUAAGUACUUAGUUGUCAAGUCGACGACCAUUAUUCUGCUUCAGCCUAAUAACUCGUUCCUAUUAUCCUUUUCUACUUCACUUGCAUAUUCCUUAAAAUCCCAUCGAUUAAACUGAAUCAUCCUCUGAAGCCACAAUUCAUUGUACAGUCCAUGGCCAAAACUACGAGGGUCUGCCACCUUCUGUUAAGGGUCCUGGCCUUUGGUGCGACCCUUUCAUCCAUCAUUGUCAUGGCUACUAGCCACGAAACAGUUAGCUUCUUCACGGUAUCCUUGGAAGCAAAGUACACCCAUUCCUCUGCCUUCAAGUACUUUGUAAUUGCCAACUCUGUAGUGGCCGUCUACGGAUUCUUGGCCUUUUUGCCCUCCGGAAGUUCUCUCUCUCAAUUCGUCAUUUUCUUUGAUAUGGUGUUCACGUUAUUACUCACCUCAAGCGUAUCUGCCGCAUUGGCUAUGGCUUAUGUAGGCAAGAAAGGAAAUAGCUAUGCUGGUUGGCUGCCACUAUGUGGUCAAGUACCCAAAUUUUGCCAUCAAGUGACAGGAGCUUUGGCCUCUGGUUUUAUUGCACUCGUUAUAUAUAUUAUUCUUCUUUUUCAUUCCAUUUACAGCAUCUUACCUCUUCUUCAAGUAGAUAAAACUUGAAAAUAGCGCUUUUAAGCUUCAGGGAAAGAGUCCUCCGCUGUUGGAUCUCAAGUGAAAAUCUCUUUCUCAUCAGUUUUGCUCUUUUCGCUAAUUUGUCUGCCUUUCUUGUAAUGUCGUCGUCGUCCCCCCGGGGAGGGGAGUCAGUUUGGUUCCUUCCCAUAUGAUAUUUGGUAACGGCUGUGGAAGUAUUUAAUAACUAAUAUAAUGCAUGUAUCAGAUGAUAUUUUGGCAGGAUACAACCUAAGAUAUCUUGUUUCUCAUACAGUAUUACGGUCAAGCUCAAAUGUUAUUACUCAAAAUAAUAGGGUAAAUGAAAAUGAAUCUGCUUACUUUGUUCA
Molecule: messenger RNA, 1042 nt
Organism: Prosopis cineraria
Lineage: Eukaryota; Viridiplantae; Streptophyta; Magnoliopsida; Fabales; Fabaceae
Product: CASP-like protein 1C1
Source: RefSeq, a predicted model, not a curated record